AUGCUCACCAGUGACCUGAGCGAUGACCCGGAUCUGGAGAGGGAGAGGAGAGCGAUGGCUGUGCGGGGCAAUAUGAUCGCCCGCAGAUUCGCACGCUGUAGUAACGAAGUCAAACUGACGCUUUUCAAGGCCUACUGUCAGACGUUCUACACGUGUAGUCUGUGGGUGAAAUUUACACAGAGAGCCUACAACGCAAUUCGCGUGCAAUACAACAACAUCCUCAGAAUAUUGUUGCGGCUGCCGAGACAUUGCAGUGCAUCCAGAAUGUUUGCUGAGGCGCGUACAGAUGACUUUUUCGCCGUCAGGAGAAAAAGAGUUGGAUCACUGCUAAGUCGUAUGCGGGGCAGCAGCAACGGCCUUCUGAGGGCGUUGGCUGAGCGUCUCGACUCUCCUCUCACUCGCUACUGGGUGGAAGUGGCGAUUGGCAGGGCCAAGUAG
Cydia strobilella is the source of this 438-nucleotide messenger RNA. RefSeq lists its product as uncharacterized. The record is from RefSeq and is a predicted model, not a curated record. The transcript has a single exon. Bases 1 to 438 code for a protein of 145 amino acids. Lineage: Eukaryota; Metazoa; Arthropoda; Insecta; Lepidoptera; Tortricidae.